GCUUGUGAACUGGUAUUAGUGCACUUGGAAACCGAGAUUUCAGCGCACAGAGGGAAGUUGAAGGUGAUUUCAAAGUUAACAACAAUUGAUGUGUGCCUGAAGAUGGAACCAGAGCAGGUGCCUCAAAACCAUGUGCAUAGGGUUGCUGCCUUCGUGCCACACCCCCCUAGCAAACCAGCAGAACACAAGUUACCCCCAUUGCAAAGUAACAGGAGCAAACCCCCCCGUCUCAGGAAGUAUCCUGUGAUGGAGCAGAAAGGAUACUACUCUGAGCUCAUCACUACGGCUGCCAAACCACAUGUCCAGUCUUAUACAGAGGGGCCAGAGACCCAACAGAGUUUACUGUGCCAAGCAGGCUAUGAGUCUAACACUCCAAGAGUAACCACAUUCCAGCCUCCGUCUGACCUGCACAGCUUGGUUGAGAUGGACAGGCACGGACCCACCAUUCAGCCACAGCAGCCGGCUGCCUUCUCCUCUGCAGGUUACACAGCCAAGGUCCAGAUGCCCUACCACAGCCGGCCUGGAGAGUGUUCCCGCAAGAUAGAGAUAGAGAGGCGCAGACGAGAGUAUCUAAAGCUGGACAUUGCCCAGCUCCUGAAAGAGAAAGGCAUAGACUCCAACCUCCUGCUUCCUCGACACCAGAGCAGUGAGCAAGAUGUGACCACCCUAGAGAAUCCACUCCCACCUGUCUCAAACUACCUGCCUCUGGAAGUGUUUGACAAUGAGGAGUUUGACUGUCGCACUCCUGAAGACUGGCUUGCCCUGGGAUAUGAGAAAGCAUCAACUGAUCGUAAACCAAUACCUGGCAACGCUCUGCUUCCCACCACGGACAAGAUACCACCAGAGGACCCCAAAAGCCCCACCCUUGAGUACCGCUGGCAGUUGGUUGGGGUUCUUGACUACAACCAGGAGAAAAAACUUUAUUUGGUCCAGAAAUCUGACAAGAACGGUACAGUGCAAGAUGCUGAGGGGAAACCGGUCCUUAACGGAGGACAGAAAUCUAAAGGAGGGCUAUUCCAGCUGACAGCCACCCAGUACUGGGUCCCCAGAAUCAGGCUGCUGUUCAGUGCAGAGGACCCUAGCCUGUUUGCCCAGCGGGUGCAAUUUGCCCAGCACUGGAGACAGAACACAGAAGCACUGCUGCUCUACCACCUGUCUGUAGACUGUAUGCCAGUGUGGAGCGGCAACCCGUCUCUGAACGCCCAAAGCCUUGCCCGGGUCAAAGAGCAUGCCCUCUCCACACCUGGCCUCAGACUCAAACUGCUACCGGACUGUAUUGUACGACUGGAGAGAGAGAUCAGUCUGGAGUAUGACCGCACCAUGAACCGGAUCAGCUUCGAUCGGGUUGUCUUCACCAACCCAGAGGAGUUUGCACACAUCACACUGCCCCAGAGAGAGCCAGAACAUGUGCCUCAGAAAGGCUUAGUCCCUGUCCCUCCCCACCCCUUUGAAAAGAACCGCGCUGCAUUUGCCUUCCACUCCCUGCUCACCAAGCCCGAGGUGAUCUCUGCCUUAUCCAGAGUGCGUGGCGAGUGCAACAGGGUGGCAGCCAUGAGUCUGUUCUAUGUCACCUUCACCAAGUCGUUGCGUCUGGAGGAGUUUGAACUGGCCCAGUCUCAGACACAUGCUCAGGUGCAGCUCUUCCUACGGGACUCGUGGGUGACCGCCCUGUGCAACGGGGUCCGGGCCAGCCUCAGGGACGUGGGCCCCGGCUGGUUCCGCCUGACCGAGUCCCGCUGGGAGGUGUACAGGAUGUCCAAGCUGUGCAGCCUCAUGGCCAGGGUGCGUUACAGCAUGCAGGACUCUCUGCGCUUCCUGGUGCAGGACUCACUGGUCAGCCUGGCUCAGCUGCUGCUGGACGCCUGCCAGAGCGUCCUCCACUGCCCGCCGGACCUGACCUGGGGCUCGGACCUCAUCAGCAGCCCCUACAAGCCGAAGAGGAACCCGCUGUUCUUGGUUGACCUGGUUCUGGAUGUGACCGGGGUUCAUUACAGCACUCCCCUGGAGAGCUUCGAGACCUCCGUCAUCAGCAUCUUUGAUAAGGGGAUCCUCUCCACGCACAGCGUGCCCCAGCUGGAUAAGUUUGUGAUGCAGAACAUGUUUGUCAGCGGCACCCCGGUGUUGGACUCGGUGGGUCUGUGGGAGCCCGCGGCGGCCGAGCUCAGGGAGAGGGUCCGCACGGCCCUGCGCCAGGCUGCCACGCCCCUCCGGGCCUACGCCCGCCAGUAUGAGACGCACUUAGAGCUGCACAACUCCGACAUAGAGACCUUCCUUAAAGCCCACAGCCAGCCGGAGCAGACUCCCCAGGAGGUGAAGAAGGAGGUGGUCCAGCACCUGAAGGAGAAGGAGCGUCUGGACCGCUCCCUCCCAGCCUCCAUAGUCAUCGGCCCGUUCACCGUCAGUGUGGAGAGUGUCCGCCAGAACCUGUCCAAGAAACGCAGAGCCCUGGCCAACGCCGUUCUGGACCGACUCGCCCUCAAGCUCCGCAAGCAGGUUGACCACGCAUGUGAAGAGUGUAAGUCUAUCAGCAGGAAGCUGCAUGAGAAACCCAACAGCAUCGAGGAGCUGACAGACAAACGGGAAUGGAUGAAAAAGAUCCCAGACCAGCUCAAGGCCCAUGAGGAAACUCUAACUAAAGCUGUGUCGGACUAUGAUUUGAUGGACGAAUUCUUCUAUUGCCUGUCGAAUGAAGACUUUAAUGUAAAGUGGACGGCCAUGGCAUGGCCACAUAGGAUUGGGACUCAGAUGGAGGCUGUGUCGGCCCAGCAUGUGGAGGACGAAGAGCACUUCCACAAGAUCCAGCUGGUUGACCAGAACAACUUCCAGGAACGCCUGGACUCCCUGCAGAUGUUGGUGGCCGGCUUCACCGCGUACACGGAUGUCAGCCGAGCACACGAGGUGGCUAACGAGGUGCGUCGGGUGGGCAAACAGCUGAAGGAGUCCCAGGCCAUGGCCCAGACGUACAACAACCGGGAGCGUCUCUUUGGCGUCCCUAUCACCAACUAUGACCGUCUGCAGAAGCUGGUCAAGGACUUCCAGCCAUUCAAAGACCUGUGGAUCACCACGUCUGACUGGCUGCGCUGGCAUGACAGUUGGCACAACGACCCUCUGUCCACCAUCGACCCUGAGCAGCUGGAGAGGAACGUCACGGACGCCAUGAAGACCAUGCACAAAUGUGUCAAAAUGUUCAAGGACAUCCCUGCAUGUCAGGGUGUGGCGUGUGACAUCCGGGGGAAGAUCGAGGUCUUCCGUCCACACAUCCCUCUGAUCCAGGGUCUGAGGAACCCCGGGAUGAGAGGCCGACACUGGCAGCUUCUGUCAGAAUGCAUCCAAAUGAACGUCAAGCCCAAGGCCAACCUCACCUUCUCCCGCUGCCUGGAGCUGGGCCUGCAGAACCACGCGGGGGAGAUAUCCCGGGUGGCCGAGGUGGCGGGGAAAGAGUACGCCAUCGAACAGGCUCUGGAUAAGAUGGAACGUGAGUGGUCGACAGUGGCCUUCGAGGUGCUACCCUACAAGGAAACCGGCACCUACAUUCUGAAGAGCCCAGACGAGGCUUCCCAGCUGCUGGAUGACCACAUCGUCAUGACCCAGAGCAUGUCCUUCUCUCCGUACAAGAAACCCUUUGAGGAGCGCAUCGUCACCUGGGAGAGCAAGCUCAGGAUGACUCAGGAUGUGCUGGAGGAGUGGCUGACAUGCCAGCGCUCCUGGCUCUACCUGGAGCCCAUCUUCAGCUCGGACGACAUCAACCGCCAGCUGCCUGUGGAGGGCAAGAGGUACCAGACCAUGGAACGCAUCUGGAGGAAGGUGAUGAAGAGCGCCUACGACAACUGUCAGGUGAUCGACCUGUGUCCAGAACCCCGUCUGUUAGACUGUCUGAAGGACUGCAACAAGCUGUUGGAGCUGGUGCAGAAGGGUCUGAGUGAUUACCUGGAGACUAAACGUGGGGCCUUCCCCAGGUUCUACUUCUUGUCAGACGAUGAGCUCCUGGAGAUUCUUUCCCAGACCAAGGAUCCCACAGCAGUACAGCCUCAUCUGCGUAAAUGCUUCGAGAACGUUGCACGGCUUAAGUUCCAGCCAGACCUGCAGAUCACUCAUAUGUACUCCGGGGAGGGGGAGGAGGUUGAGCUCUGCCUGCCGGUGAUGCCUGUUGGGAAUGUGGAGGACUGGUUGAGGGAGGUGGAGAGGUCCAUGAAGGCCUGUCUGAAGGACAACAUUGAACGCUCGCUGAAGGUCUACCCUCAGCAACGGCGUGUUGAGUGGGUGUUAUCAUGGCCGGGGCAGGUGGUCAUCGCUGGCUGUCAGACCUUCUGGACCACAGAGGUGUCUGAGGCCCUGGAGCAGGGAGACCUAACCGAGCGACUUUACCCCCGGCUACAGACACAGCUGGGAGAUCUGGUGAAGCUCGUCAGGGGCCAUGUGUCUAAGAUGCAGAGAGCUGUUCUGUCUGCCCUCAUCGUCAUAGAGGUCCACGCCAAGGAUGUGGUGGCCAAGCUCGUGGACGAGGGCGUCUCCAGCGUCAAUGACUUUGAGUGGAUCAGCCAGCUCAGGUAUUACUGGGCUCGGAAUGACCUGUAUAUCCGGGCAGUGAAUGCAGAGUUCUUGUAUGGAUACGAGUAUCUGGGCAACUCAGGACGCCUGGUCAUCACCCCGCUGACCGACAGGUGCUACCUGACCUUGACUGGGGCCCUGCAUCUGAAGUUUGGAGGAGCCCCUGCAGGUCCAGCAGGGACUGGGAAGACAGAGACCACUAAAGACCUGGGGAAGGCCCUGGCCAUCCAGACUGUUGUGUUUAACUGUUCUGAUCAGCUUGACUUCAUGGCCAUGGGCAAGUUCCUCAAGGGCCUGGCCAGUUCGGGUGCGUGGGCGUGUUUUGACGAGUUUAACCGCAUCGAUGUGGAGGUUUUGUCAGUGGUGGCCCAGCAGAUCACCACAAUCAAUACUGCCCAGCAUCAGAAGGCGGAGCGCUUUAUGUUUGAGGGGGUGGAAAUCCCGCUAGUUCCGUCUUGUGCUGUUUUUAUCACCAUGAACCCUGGUUACGCUGGCCGCACUGAACUACCAGAUAACCUUAAGGCACUGUUCCGUCCUGUUGCCAUGAUGGUUCCUGAUUAUGCUAUGAUUGCUGAGAUCUCGCUCUACUCAUUUGGCUUUAACAAUGCUAAAGUCCUCUCUAAGAAGAUUACCACCACCUUCAAACUGUCUUCUGAGCAGCUCAGCUCCCAGGAUCAUUAUGACUUUGGUAUGAGAGCUGUGAAGACUGUGAUUUCUGCUGCUGGAAAUCUGAAGAGGGAGAACCCAGAAAUGGAUGAGGAACUGAUCUGUUUGCGGGCCAUACGAGAUGUCAAUAUCCCCAAGUUCCUCCAAGACGACCUGAAACUCUUCAACGGCAUCGUAUCUGAUCUCUUCCCCAAGAUCCGAGAGCAGCCGAUCGACUACGGCACCCUGGAGAUGUCGAUACGCAACGUCUGUGCUGCGAAGAAUCUCAAGGAUGUGGAUGGAUACAUCACCAAGUGUAUUCAGCUGUAUGAGACCACUGUAGUGAGACAUGGACUGAUGUUGGUGGGACCGUCUGGCUCGGGAAAAACCAAGUGUUAUGAGGUCCUAGGGGCGGCGAUCACAGCUCUGCAGGGCCAGGUUUCUGUUAGUGGGGGCGUGUACGAGGCCGUGCAGGUCUACGUCCUCAACCCCAAGUCCAUCACCAUGGGACAGCUCUACGGAGAGUUUGACCUGCUGACACAUGAAUGGUCGGAUGGCAUCCUGUCCUCUCUGAUCCGCGGCGGGGCGUGCUCCGAGGACCAGGAGAAGAAGUGGUACAUGUUCGACGGCCCAGUGGAUGCCGUGUGGAUCGAGAACAUGAACACUGUGCUGGAUGACAACAAAAAACUCUGCCUGAGCUCUGGAGAGAUCAUCAAACUCACAGACGUUCAGACCAUGAUGUUCGAGGUGCAGGACCUGGCCGUGGCUUCCCCAGCCACCGUGUCUCGUUGUGGGAUGGUGUAUCUGGAGCCCAGCAUCCUGGGCCUCACGCCCUUCACUGAGUGCUGGCUGAGAACACUCCCCGAGCCCUUGAAGCCCCACGCAGAACAGCUCAAUUCCCUCUUCAACAGGUUCCUCCAGGAUUCCAUUACGUUUGUAAGGAAAUCCGUAAAAGAGGUUAUCUCCUCCAUGGACAGCAACCUGGUUUGCAGCCUGCUCAAACUGCUGGACUGUUUCUUUCAACCGUUUAUCCAUCGAGAGGGAGAGAGGCCUCUUCUCCAGGAGAAGCUGGAGCGGCUAAAGGAGCUGAUUGAGCCCUGGUUCAUCUUCUCCCUGGUGUGGAGUGUGGGAGCCACAGGUGAUGCGCCCAGCUGUCAACGCUUCAGUGCCUGGCUCAAGGGCAAAAUGGCAGAGGAGAAGAUAGAGUUGUGUUUCCCCGACGAGGGCCAGGUGUACGACUACCAGCUAGAUGACGCGGGAAUAAGCAGCGUGGAAGACGAAGAGGACGAGGACAGGGGGAGGAAGGUUCACUGGGUCAGUUGGAUGAAAUCCGCUCCGAGCGUGGUCAUCACCCAGGAGACCAGCUACUCUGACAUCAUCGUGCCGACCCCGGACACAGUACGCAUUUCCUUCCUGAUGGAUAUGCUGCUUUCAAACAAGAAACCUGUUCUGUGCAUUGGACCGACCGGCGCCGGCAAGACCCUGACCAUAUCUGACAAGCUGCUGAAGCACAUGCCCGAUGACUAUGUCACACAUUUCCUGAUGUUCUCUGCUCGCACCUCCGCCAACCAGACGCAGGAUUACAUCGAUAGCAAACUGGACAAGAGGCGUAAGGGUGUGUUCGGGCCUCCGCUGGGGAAGUCCUUCAUCUUCUUCAUUGAUGACCUGAACAUGCCCAUUCUGGAGACCUACGGGGCCCAGCCCCCCAUUGAGCUUCUCCGCCAGUGGAUGGAUCACGGAGGCUGGUACGACAGGAAACAAAUAGGAACCUUUAAAAACCUGGUGGACAUCAACUUUGCAUGUGCUAUGGGGCCCCCAGGAGGGGGCAGGAACCCAAUCACUCAGAGGUUUACGCGCCACUUCAACUACCUCUCCUUCACUGAAAUGGAGGACGCCAGCAAGAAAAAGAUCUUCUCCACCAUCCUGGGCCAUUGGAUGGAACCUGUUCCACAGAUCCAGCCUCUGAACGGGCCUCUUGUGGACGCCACUAUCCAGGUCUACGCGACCAUCACCUCCCAGCUCCUUCCAACACCAGCCAAAUCCCACUAUACCUUCAACCUUAGGGACCUCUCCAAGGUCUUCCAGGGCAUCCUGAUGGCUGAGGCUGGCGCAGUAGAGAACAAGGUCCUCUUGCUGCAGUUAUGGUACCACGAGAGCUGCCGAGUGUUCCAGGACCGCCUGGUGAAUCCUGAGGACCGGGAGUGGUUUGAUACACUCCUACAGGCCCGAAUUGAGGAGUUGGGCUCCAGGUUUGAGGAAGUCGUGCCCUCCCAGCCCGUCCUGUUUGGAGACUUCAUGAUCCCUGGAGCCGAGAACAGAGUGUACCGGCUCAUCAAGGACAGGGAGAAGCUGGCGGCCGUCAUGGAGGAGUACAUGGACGACUACAACCACAUCAGCACGGCCAAGAUGAAGCUGGUGCUCUUCAUGGACGCUAUCCAGCAUGUGUGCCGCAUCAGCCGUAUUCUGCGCCAGCCCCUGGGGAAUGCCCUGCUCCUGGGAGUGGGCGGCAGCGGUCGCCAGUCGCUCACCAAGCUCGCCACCCACAUGGCAGAAUACGAGUGUUUCCAGAUUGAGCUGGCUAAGAACUACGGCCUCACGGAGUGGAGGGAGGACAUCAAGGGCAUCAUGCUCAAGGCCGGCCUGCAGAACGUACCGAUCACCUUCCUGUUCGUAGACACCCAGAUCAAGAGUGAGGCGUUCCUGGAGGACGUGAACAACAUCUUGAACUCGGGCGACGUGCCCAACCUGUACACGGUGGACGAGUUGGAGCGCAUCCUGACGGCCAUGAAGCCUGUGGUGCAGGACCUGGGCCAACAGGCCACCAAGGCCAACCUCAUGGCUGCUUAUGUGAAGAGAGUCCGCAGUAACAUCCACACCGUGCUCUGUAUGAGUCCUAUAGGGGAGGUGUUCCGAGAGCGGCUCAGACAAUUCCCCUCCCUGGUGACCUGCUGCACCAUUGACUGGUUCAGUGCCUGGCCAGAGGAGGCCCUCCAGUCUGUGGCUGCCUCCUUCCUCAGCGAGCUGCCAGAGCUGGACGCCAGCCCCACCGCGACCCGAGGCCUGAUCCUGAUGUGCGUGGAGAUGCACCAGAUGGUGGCCAGGAAAUGUGCACAAUACCUGGCUGAGCUGUCUAGGUACAACUAUGUCACACCCAAGAGCUACCUGGAGCUGCUCGUCAUGUUUUCCUCUCUCAUCGGCUGGAAGAAACAGGAGCUGCACAGUGCCCGGGAACGCAUGAAGACUGGCCUGGACAAGCUGCUAAGGACAGCAGAGGAUGUAGCUAAGAUGCAGCAGGAGCUGGAGAUGAUGAGGCCUCUGUUGGAAGAAGCUUCCAAGGACACAGUGAUCACCAUGGAGAAGAUUAAGGUAGACACAGCGGUGGCAGAGGAGACCCGUACGGCGGUGCAGGAGGAGGAAGCCAAAGCCUCAGAGAAAGCCCACGUGGCCGCGGCCAUGGCUGAAGACGCCCAGAGAGACCUGGAUGCUGCGCUGCCAGCGCUGGAUGCCGCCCUCACCAGCUUGAAGUCCCUCAACAAGAACGACGUUGUCGAGGUGAGGGCCAUGCAGCGUCCACCCAAUGGGGUCAAGCUGGUCAUAGAGGCCGUGUGCAUCAUGAAGGGGGUCAAGCCUAAGAAGGUGGCCGGGGAGAAGCCAGGCUCCAAAGUGGAUGACUACUGGGAGCCGGGGAAGGGCCUCCUGCAGGACCCCGGGAAGUUCCUGGAAGGCCUCUUCAAAUACGACAAAGACAAUAUCCCGGACACUGUGAUCAAAUUAGUGCAGCCCUACAUCGAUAACGAAGAGUUUCAGCCGUCUGCCAUCGCCAAGGUGUCCAAGGCCUGCACUUCUAUCUGCCAGUGGGUGCGAGCCAUGCAUGUGUACCACUUUGUGGCCAAGGGUGUGGCCCCUAAACGGCAAGCCCUUCAAGAGGCCCAGGAGGACCUAGCUAUAACCCAGCGCAUUUUGGACAAUGCCAAUGAGAAGCUGGCGCGUGUGGAGGAGGGCAUCGCCACGCUACAGGCCAAGUACCACGACUGCCUGGCCAAGAGGGAUGAGCUGGACAGCAAGUGUCAGCUGUGUGAGAUCCGCCUGGUCCGUGCCGACAAGCUGAUCGGAGGACUGGCAGAUGAGAAGGUCCGUUGGCGGGAGACGGUGCAGCACCUGGAGUACAUGAUCAACAACGUGUCCGGAGACGUCCUGCUAGCGGCGGGAUACGUGGCCUACCUGGGACCAUUCACUGGGGAAUACCGGGCAUCCAUGGCAGAUGAGUGGCUGCGGGGCUUUAAAAGGCUGGAGGUUCCCCACACGGAGGCCCCCUCCCUCGUCAGCACUCUGGGAGACAAGGUCAAGAUCCGUUCCUGGCAGAUCGCAGGGUUGCCUAGGGAUAACUUGUCGGUGGAGAAUGGUUUGAUCGCCCAGUACUCUCAGCGCUGGGCUCUGUUUAUUGACCCACAGGGACAGGCUAACAAGUGGGUCAAAAACAUGGAGCGUGACAACGGAUUGGAUGUGAUGAAGCUGAGUGACCGAGAUUUCCUGCGUAGUUUGGAGAAUGCAGUUCGCUUUGGGAAGCCCUGCUUGCUGGAGAACGUGGGAGAGGAACUAGACCCGGCUCUGGAACCCGUCCUGCUACGACAGACGUUCAAGCAGCAAGGCAGCACUGUUCUGAGGCUGGGAGACGCUGUCAUCCCAUACCACGAUGACUUCAAGAUGUACAUCACCUCCAAGCUGCCCAACCCACACUACUCCCCUGAGAUCUCAACCAAGGUCACCCUCAUUAACUUCACCCUGUCCCCCAGCGGUCUGGAGGACCAGCUGCUGGGCAGGGUCGUGGCUGAGGAGAGGCCUGACCUCGAGGAGGCCAAGAACCAGCUGAUAGUGAGUAAUGCUCGAAUGAAACAGGAGCUGAAGGAGAUAGAAGACCAGAUCCUUCUCCGCCUUAGCUCCUCUGAGGGAAACCCUGUGGACGACGAGGAACUAAUACGGGUGCUGGGGGCCUCUAAGGUCAAGGCCGGAGAGAUCAAGGCCAAAGUGAGGGUGGCUGAGGAGACAGAGCGGGACAUCGACGCCACCCGUCUGGAGUAUGUCCCUGUGGCAGUGCGUUCUCAGAUCCUCUUCUUCUGCGUGUCGGACCUGUCCAACGUGGACCCCAUGUACCAGUACUCCCUGGAGUGGUUCCUGGGCAUCUUCAUGUCGGGCAUCGACAACUCCGACAGAGCGGACACGGUGGAGCGGAGGAUCGUCAACAUCAACCACUUCUUCACCUUCAGCCUGUACAGCAACGUCUGCCGCUCGCUGUUUGAGAAGCACAAGCUCAUGUUUGCCUUCCUCCUGUGCGCUCGGAUCAUGAUGAACGACAACCGCAUCGACACGUCUGAGUGGCGCUACCUGCUGGCCGGAGGAAUGCCCCAGCAGCAGCUGGCCAACCCGGCGGUGAGCUGGCUGUCCGACCGGGCCUGGAAAGACAUCCUGAGCCUCAGCUCUUUGCCCACCUUCUGCAGCCUGGCAGAGAGCUUCCCCAAGCACGUGCUGGGCUUCAAGAAGAUCUUUGAUAGCAGCCAGCCGCACAGGGAGCCGAUCCCAGGGGACUGGAACACCCGGCUGGACUCCUUCCAGAAGCUGUUGGUCCUGCGCUGCCUCAGGGCUGACUGUCUGACUCAGGGCCUGCAGGACUUUGUGUCUGCUCAGCUGGGCCAGCGCUUCAUAGAGCCACAGACUUCAGAUCUGUCGGUGGUGUUUAAGGAGUCGUCCCCGUCCACGCCCCUUAUCUUCGUCCUCUCUCCCGGGACCGACCCCGCAGCUGACCUCUACAAGUUUGCUGAGGUCAUGAAGUUCUCCAAGAAGAUGAGCGCCAUCUCCCUGGGCCAGGGACAGGGGCCCUGGGCUGAGACCAUGAUGCGUAAUGCCAUGGAGAGGGGCAAGUGGGUCUUCUUCCAGAACUGUCACCUGGCGCCCAGCUGGAUGCCCUCCAUGGAGAGACUGAUUGAGAACAUUGACCCAGAUAAGGUACACAGAGAUUUCCGUCUUUGGCUCACCAGCCUGCCCAGCAACAAGUUCCCUGUGUCCAUCCUGCAGAAUGGCUCUAAGAUGACCAUCGAGCCUCCCAGAGGCAUCAAGGCCAACCUGCUGAAGAGCUACCUGAGCCUUAAUGAUGACUUCAUUACUACCUGCUCCAAGCCUGCAGAGCUUAAGUCCCUGCUUCUGUCUCUGUGUCUGUUCCAUGGAAAUGCCAUUGAGCGCAGGAAGUUUGGCCCACUGGGGUUUAACAUUCCAUAUGAGUUCACUGAUGGUGACCUGCGCAUCUGUAUCAGCCAGCUCAAAAUGUUUGUGGAUGAGUACCCAGACAUACCCUAUAAGGUUCUGAAGUACACCGCGGGGGAGAUAAACUAUGGUGGCCGUGUGACCGAUGACUGGGACCGCCGCUGCAUCCUGAAUGUGUUGGAAGACUUUUACUCUCCUGCUGUGCUCAAUAUCAACUACGCCUACACCCCCUCAGGAGUCUACCGGCAGAUCAGCACUGAGCUGGACAUCAAGGGCUACCUGGCUUACAUUCGUACCCUGCCCAUCAACGACACACCUGAGAUCUUCGGUCUCCAUGACAACGCUAACAUCAGCUUUGCCCAGAACGAGGUGUUUGCCCUGCUGGGAGCCGUGGUGGAGCUCCAGCCCAGAGCGGCAGCCAGUGGGGGCAAGGCCAGGGAAGAGAUCGUGGAGGAGAUUGUGGUAGGAAUAGUUGAGAAGAUCCCCCAGCCUAUCGAUGUUCAGGAAGUGGUAACUAAGUACCCUGUCCUGUAUGAGGAGUCCAUGAAUACAGUCUUAAUCCAGGAGGUCAUCAGGUAUAACCUGCUGUUAGCGGUCAUAUCCCAGAGCCUCAGUGACAUAGUCAAGGCUCUGAAGGGUCUAGUAGUAAUGUCAUCAGAGCUGGAGUUGAUGGCCAACAGCCUGUUCAUCAACAAAGUCCCUGAUAUGUGGCAGGCCAAGGCCUACCCCUCUCUGAAGCCCCUGGCCUCCUGGGUGUCUGACCUGCUUCAGAGGAUCAAAUUCCUUCAUGCCUGGAUCUCUGAUGGUGUCCCAGCUGUUUUCUGGAUCAGCGGCUUCUUCUUCCCCCAGGCCUUUCUUACAGGAACACUGCAGAACUAUGCCCGUCGCUCUGCAGUGUCCAUAGAUACUAUCGGUUUUGACUUCAAGGUGAUGAGGGAGCCUGCCUCCGUGCUGACAGUCCGACCUGAGAUGGGCUGCUACAUCCAAGGCCUGUUCCUGGAGGGGGCUCGCUGGGACGACAAGGCAGGCCGGCUGACUGAGUCGCGACCCAAAGAACUCUACACUGAGAUGGCUGUCAUCUGGAUGGUCCCUGAGCCAAACCGCAAACCACCCGCCUCCGGCGUCUACGUCUGCCCCAUCUACAAGACCCUCACACGAGCCGGCACUCUGUCAACCACAGGUCACUCAACCAACUAUGUGAUCGCCGUGGAGCUGCCUACACACACCACCCAGAGACACUGGGUCAAACAGGGAGUGGCUCUCAUCUGCGCCCUGGACUACUGAACACCCUCAACACGCACACACAUGCACUUAAAUUACACACAGAACUCCAACCAGCUGGACUUUCUGGCUCGCAUACAUAUUAUAACCGUGGGGGAGUGUUAUUACGUUACGUUUAAUGUAGGUGUGAUUCUGGUGAGGAGGAGACAGUUUAUUCUGCUUUAAACCCAUCACAUUUCAACUAAUCAGCUAGUAAAGCACACAAUAUGUCCAAUGCAGUUUAAGGUACAUGCCAAGUCUAAAACAGUCUGUAUUUAGUCUAUGCAUAAUAAAUGAUAUACUCCUUCAGAUGUCAGAUUACGCUAUAAGGUUCUUCCUGUCUGUGUUUGUUAAAAUGACUGAAAGUGUUUGGCUGAGCAUAUGUAAUACUAGCUUCUUUUGAAGGAUGCCCAUCAAUCAUUUUUCUAACUCUAUUUUCAGUCCUCUCUUCUGUCAGUAUAUACUCAGAGUGAACAUUGAUUCAACAUUGAAAAUGAGUACAAUAUUUUACUCC
This is a messenger RNA of Esox lucius (northern pike), 13222 nucleotides long. RefSeq names its product dynein, axonemal, heavy chain 1 (gene dnah1). Gene Ontology annotation, biological process: microtubule-based movement. The transcript is spliced from 77 exons. Gene Ontology annotation, cellular component: dynein complex. The record is from RefSeq and is a predicted model, not a curated record. Bases 103 to 12732 code for a protein of 4209 amino acids. NCBI's taxonomy places the organism in Eukaryota, Metazoa, Chordata, Actinopteri, Esociformes, Esocidae. Gene Ontology annotation, molecular function: dynein intermediate chain binding; minus-end-directed microtubule motor activity; dynein light intermediate chain binding.